This is a messenger RNA of Triticum aestivum (bread wheat), 1219 nucleotides long. RefSeq names its product exocyst complex component EXO70A1-like. Gene Ontology annotation, biological process: exocytosis. Gene Ontology annotation, cellular component: exocyst. The record is from RefSeq and is a predicted model, not a curated record. The coding region runs from base 265 to 1197 and encodes 310 amino acids. Gene Ontology annotation, molecular function: phosphatidylinositol-4,5-bisphosphate binding. NCBI's taxonomy places the organism in Eukaryota, Viridiplantae, Streptophyta, Magnoliopsida, Poales, Poaceae. The transcript has 2 exons.
UCGGUCUCUGGAUCAACCUACAAGUCAACAACCAAGUCUUCGGGUCAAGGUCCGGCUCCGGCAACACCGCAGACAGCAGAGCGCCGCUUCUGCUCGCCGCUCCGACCUGUGCAUGGGCGCCGCGGCAGGGAAGGCCGUCGAAGACCUGGCAUCUGCUGCUGAUGGGACAACAACGCGAGCGGAGGACCGGCUCGCCGUCGCUGAGCGCGUCAUCCUCGAGUUCGAGCGCCGCCGCCCAUCCUGCGACGGCACCAACGUCGGUAUAUGGGACGCGCAGGCGACCUGCACCAACCAGGGCCUCCUCGCCGCGGUCGACGAGAUAGUCUUCCUCAAGGAGAUGCACGCGUUCCCCAUGGCCUCCGUGCCGCCAUGUCGUGCCUCAUGGAGGAGUUCCUCAGCCUCAGGGUGUGGGACGGUUCCCAGCUCGAAGGCAGGAGCGGCCUCCGUUUCGCCGUCCACAAGCUCUCCGUUUCCGUGGCAGCGGCCCGUGGCGCGUCGUCGUCGUUCGCCUUCCUAACCGGCGGCAGCACGGCCAGCACGGUGAGAACCAGCACGGCCGAGUUGAGCUCCGGCACCGUCGAUGAGCUGUACGCGUCCGGGAGCCAGCCGGCGGGGCCUGAUGUCUUCUCGGACGGGGAGUUUCCGGAUGAGCUCGCCCUGAUCUGCCCGGCGAGCUUGUCUGUCCUCCAUGAGAUCUCACUGCGUGUCAUCCGUGCCGGCUACACGAAGGAGCUUCUCCACACGUUCGCCGACGCUCCCUGCGAAGUUUUGGACAGGUUCUUGUGGAUUCUCCAAAUCCAAAUGAGAUGCUCUCGGGAGGCCGAGACUGACGAAUCGAUCAGUUACGAGAACGUCAAGUGGUGGACAGCGGAGGACAUGAUCCAGCGGUGGAUCCUGGCGACCAAACUGGUGGGGAAGGCCCUCGACGCUAUGCAAACGCAGCUCCACGCGCAGAGCAACGGCGCCUUCGACAGGUUCAAGAAUGACUACCUCAUGGCCAUGGCGAAGCGGAGAUCUUAUAUCCUGCUCAGAUUCGCAGACGGGUUCACCAGCACGUGCUCGCCGGAGAAGCUCAUAUACGUCCUGGAAAUGUAUGAGGUCCUUGACAGAGCUUCCCCUGGGCUCGUGCUCGUGCUCACCGGGCAGCAGAAGGAGCUCUUCUCCCGGCAGGUCGAGGUGGUUCUCGCCAAGCCGUGAUCACCGCCUAUGCCAUGCACCC